AUGCUUCUGUUCCGGGUCGGGAACGUGCAAUUAAUGCCAGCAUUGGUCACAGUCAUGCUGUUAGACCAAAACGAGUCUGCUGUUUUUGGUGUGCGGUUUCGCCACAAACAACCGCACACUCACUACAGCCAUCGGGCAGGCCAGGCCGUUCAUACCAUCCUCGCGCACUACAAAAUGUCUAUCUAUCGAAUGCAAUUCCCAUCGAAGCCGCUCGAUUUGAUGGCUUUUCUGGAGCUUGGCAAGACGACUGAUCUGAAAGCUGAGGAAUUUGCCGGGUCAAAAUCAGCAUUUAUAUGGGAUCAGAAUGGAGACCUUUUGGCGAAACAAACCAUUGUCAAGUACACGCCCACGCAAGCGUACUGCAUCUACUCGGAUUGCAGUGACAUGGUGGCCGAAAAGAACAUUCGUGUAAAAGAAGAAGAAGACGCACAUCAUCUGAAACUCGUUUCCAUUGAGAAAGAACGGGAGAACCGUCGUCUUCUGCCGCUCUACAUUCAAUUUCAUACAGUUGCUGAAGCACGACCUGCAGAAGCACAUCUCAUAGACCGCCUUUCUGAAAACGCACUCGGCCGAUUCAAUCUCGAACUCAAGAAGAACGUCACCCAUGAUUCGUUUGCAGAAUCCGAUUCGUGGAGAGAUGAAGCUGGCUUCAUCGUCACUGACCGCAAUCGUUUCGCCUAUAAGACAUUCAACUCCUCCGUUCUACUCUCAUCACUCACACCAUCUGACGAUACAAAGGUAACGAAAUAUACGGCCAACGAUAUGGAUGCACUUUGCGAUUUCGACCAUUCCGUAUGUGGAUUCAGCAGAGAGCAAGCAAUCGAGUUCGUGGUUGCCAACUCCACGGUUUUCGUCGCCAAGGGUGAUAGCUGCAUAAAUGGUAUGCUCGCCUGCAGAGGAAACAAGGUGUGUGAC
This is a messenger RNA of Cooperia oncophora, 915 nucleotides long. Lineage: Eukaryota; Metazoa; Nematoda; Chromadorea; Rhabditida; Trichostrongylidae. The record is from the annotation of a GenBank genome assembly.